This is a messenger RNA of Phytophthora nicotianae INRA-310, 762 nucleotides long. RefSeq lists its product as hypothetical. Gene Ontology annotation, biological process: proteolysis. NCBI's taxonomy places the organism in Eukaryota, Oomycota, Peronosporomycetes, Peronosporales, Peronosporaceae. The transcript has a single exon. The record is from RefSeq and is a predicted model, not a curated record. The coding region runs from base 1 to 762 and encodes 253 amino acids. Gene Ontology annotation, molecular function: aspartic-type endopeptidase activity.
AUGGAGGAAUUUCCUCAAGAGCGAAGUGUGAUUGAUACGUCUGUAAACGCGAUGGAGCUGCGUUUAGAUCAGCUACAAGUGCAAGGUGGCCUUUUAGUUGUGGAAGCAUUAGCGCGAGGACAACGUCUGAAGAUGUUAGUUGACUCUGGAGCGACACACAGUAUUGUGCGACGCGAUCUCCUGGCGACUCCUGCUGGAACUCGGGAACAAAAAAUUCGGGCUCGCGAUUUUGAAGGGAGACUAUCGAUGACUACGUCGCGCAAGUUCACGGUUGACAUGACGGUGGAAGACCGUAUGUGUUCAGUCGAGCUGGUAGAAUGGCCUUUAAGGCAGGAAUUCGACGGCAUCCUGGGCCAGACAUGGCUUCGCCGCGAAAAUUCCGAUAUUGACUGGUCAACUGAAAUUUUGUCUUGGAAACGACCAGUUCGGCGUAAUUUACCGCGAGAAAGGACGCCUUCUAUCUUUGUGGAACCGGAAAUCGAGUACGUUGAUGCAGACGAAUUUCAGGGAUUGUAUACUGAAGUAUUUCACCUUGAUGUAGUGACGGAUGCAGGUACGGUGAAGCCGGAUGCCGAAGUGACAAAACUGGUUGGUGAGUUUGCCUACUAUUUACGGAAGAGCUUCCGGAGGGUCUACCACCUGAACGGGACAUCGAACAUUCCGUUCAGCUUAAGGAGAGUACAGCUCCAUCUGCUAGACCUCCUUUUCGUCAUGCCCAUGUUGAGAAAGCAGCGGUUCAAGUGUUCGUGGAUAAGCUCCUGA